CUGUUAAGUGUAAACUUCUAAUUAUAUUAACAAAUUUCAAAAGUUGGUGAAAAAAUAAAAAUCUCUAAAGAAUGAAUCGUGCACGCCGCUCAACUGGUAAUAAGGCGUUCGUUCCCGGCGGAACAAAUCGCACAAUAUCAAUGUGUGUUUACUACCCAAUUGUGAUUUUAUUAGCAAUAGCCGCUAAAAGCGCCUUAAUCGCAAGUGCCGAGCGUUGUCUACUCCACCUAUGCGCGAUUGCUCUACCACUUUCCCCUGGCUGAUCCACUUACAGACCAGUCAGAGCUCAUCAUAGUCCUCAUUAACAUAGCCAAUCACUCCUGUCGGAGAGUCACCGUCACUUGCUCGCGUUCAUUUGUGGAGUGUUGGACAAUUUACAAAUAGCCAGCAAUAAGUUAAAAACAGCUGGACUUGUGAUUAUCGCAACUUUUACGGCUAUUGAAAAUACAUUCACCAGCAAUUGUAACUAAAAUUAUUAGUUUUGCGUUAGAUAGCAAUGCUCAUUUGCUCCACUAAAAGUACCCAAACGAGACACCACCACCUCUCAUCAAACUACUGUCAAAGGUUUGGCUACCCCCACUGAGCGCCACCACACCCUAAUCUAACAAAAUGGGGGCGGCGCGCACUGCGAUCGUUAAAAUAAAUGACCAACAAUGUUGCCCAGUCCAUUGUAGGGAUUGAACCAUCGAUGGCUGGACAACCGUGUGGCAUUUAUUAUAGCGUCAGUUCCAAGCAUUUGGCCAGAGACGGCAACCAUAUCAAGUUGGCAUUUGGUUCCGUUGCGCAGCGCGUGCAAUGAUUCGUUUGGGCACUUUGGUUGUAGGAAUGGUCAUGGCUAUUCCUGAACUAUAUUUUUUAGUAGGAGACCUGAUGGCGAUGCUGCCAGCUCCCGAGAGAGCGUCCAGUAGUGUAAAACCAUCCAAGUGCUCUCCCCAAGAGACCCGUUGUACAAAUGAUGCAAGAGGAGUCGAUGACUCAAUUGGAACCUGAGAAAGUCCAGCAACAAGUAGACCAGCUCUCGUUGCAAUCGCAAAUGCCUGUGCCCUUAUCUGCUAUAAAGGAUGAACCUAUGCCAUCCGCGAGCGAGGUAGCUACAACUACAUCUACCAUGGAGUCCGGAAGUAUGAGCGAUCUUGUGUUUGAUUUGAACGAUGAAACCAGCAAUGGCGGCAAGAUACCGUUUAAGAAGAUCUUUCAGAAGCGCAAGAAGUCUUCGGAGCGCACACGCGACAAGAAGUUGCGUCAGAAUCGUCAGUUGCGUAAAUCAAUGCUCCCUAAGAAUGCGCUUAUGGCACUCAACGAGGUUAAAGGCAUAACCAUUAGUGAUUUUACUAUAAACACUAAUGUAGAUGGCGGCUUUACGGCCAUUGUUACCGUCAAUUCGAAUCAAUACGAGGGUAAGGGACAAUCCAAAAUGGCAGCUAAGAAUUUGGCUUGUGAAAAGGCUCUACGCGAUUACAUUAUUUCCAAGAUGACACCCAAACAAAAGAAAAUACCGUCCUCCGCUAACGAGUCAAUGGAAACUAGCGAAGUAGAAAAUGCCAAUGAAAAUAUUGAAAAUCCUGAUGACGAAUUACCCAUGUUAAACCUGGCAUCAUUUGCAAUUUAUAAGUUAUUCUCCGAAUGGGAGCGUGAGGGAUUUGUUGUUCCCGAGAUGCAUCCAUCUGCCCAUUCUCAGAGCGCUCAGCCAAUUGAACCAAAUUCAGCCGCCGCUGCUCCUGUGAAGGAGCCAAAGAAGCCGCCUGUGCGUUCCGAGCUUCCCAGUAACUGGGAAACCAUGCAUCCAGCCACAUUAUUGUGCAUUAUGCGUCCUGGUAUUUCAUACGUCGAAUAUGGCUGCUCUGGCGAAAAGCCAAAUGUAUUACAACGCCUUGGCGUUAUUGUCGAUAAUCAAGAAUUUACCGCCGAUGGACGCUCGAAGAAGAUAGCCCGACGCAAUGUGGCCGUAAAUGUUUGCAACUGUUUGUUUGGCACAAAUUUUUCAUAUGAAGAGUAUUAAAGAGAAUAUGUAUGCUCUAAAAUACAUACAAUCAUGAAGUCCAAAAUUUAGUUACACUUAAAUAGUCGUCCCUGUUGAAUGCGCCCAAUGACUUCGUUGAUUAUAGAUACAUAUACGAAUCUUAACGUGUCGUAGAAAAAUUGUAUUCAUUAAAAACACAUGGACAUUUA
Messenger RNA from Scaptodrosophila lebanonensis, 2169 nucleotides. It is a transcript of the gene DIP1, whose product is annotated as double-stranded RNA-specific editase 1. The record is from RefSeq and is a predicted model, not a curated record. The coding region runs from base 953 to 1999 and encodes 348 amino acids. NCBI's taxonomy places the organism in Eukaryota, Metazoa, Arthropoda, Insecta, Diptera, Drosophilidae. The transcript has 5 exons.